GCAGAAGGAAGGAGGAGAAAUCUGGAGAGAAUGGAGGAAGAGCUGAGCUAUGUGGCCGUGACUUUCAAGGCUAAAACUUUCUCUACGCACGAGAAACCGACUGACAUGGAGAUAAUCUAUGAUGAGGUGAAGACUGUGGAGCAGGAGCAGAGUCUGGACAAACGUCCUGAGGAAACAGAGAAGCUCAGGAAAGCUCGUCCGUGCUCGGCGCUGACGUGGACCGUGGCAGGUCUGGUGCUCGUCUGUGCCGUGCUGGUGUCCGUCGUCUUCGUCCUCGUCCACUCCGUGAAACAGCAGCGCAGGGACAACGUGAAGUUAACGGAAGAGAAGCUGCAGCUGUGGACGGAGAGAGCAGCUCUGGAGAGACGGACGGAGGAGCUGAGCAGAGACAGGGACAGACUCACCUGGACCAUGGGGGUCAUCCUGGACUACGACAGCUUCCCCGUCAGCGCGCUGUGUCCAGACAGAGUGUGUAAAUCUUGCCUGGACGGCUGGGUGCUGUUCCAGUCCAAGUGUUACCUGUUCACAAAGUCAGAAUAUCACAGCGGCUGGAAGGACUGGGAGAGAAGCCGUGAAGACUGCUCACGAAGAAACGCUGACCUGGUGGCCAUCGACAGCGAGGAGGAGCAGGAGUUCAUCAAUAACCACACAGAAGAAUACCGCGAUAAAAACCACGGCUACUGGAUCGGCCUGACCAAGGACACGUGGGGCUCGUGGACGUGGGCGGAUGGAAGAAACUUGACUGUGACGUACUGGAUACCUCAGCAGACUGACUACGUAUCCUGUGCAUUAAGUCAACCGAGUGCGGAUCCUCUGGCGAACUGGUACAGAACGGGCUGCGACAUGAGGAACCGCUGGAUCUGUGAAACAAAAGCUCUGAUCAAACCAGAUUAAACCAGUCACAUUAUGUUUGUGUACACACACACACACUGGUUUUAGACUCAGACAUAAACAAAACGAGAACACAACAAGAAAAUGUAUUCAUAUAAAAGCAGAAGUUUUUGCAGGUGAAGAAAAAGAAAUAGUUGUUUUUGUCAGCUCAUGAUUUCAGAUCUUGUCUGUUUGUCUAAACAAACCACAGACGUAACUCUGCAACAUCAUUCAGACACAGAUAUCUGGUGAUCUGGAUUCAUCUCUGAGCGUUCGUCUUGUGUCUUCUGGAGAAGAACCAGGUUUAUUUAGACCUGGACCAGAUUCAGAAAACUUAAACAAUUAAGGGCAAUAAAACUGAGUGGAAAAGCUCAGUGAACAAAAUAAACACAUUGGAUUAAAUAUACAAAUGAAAUAAAUGUGCAAAAAAAAUGAGUCAUUAUAAACAUUACAUACACCUGGGUGCAAAUUUGGCAGUGAGUUAGAUAAAGUACAGUGAUCACCACAGAGACGACUUCAAUAAUCAAGAUUAACUUUUUUUUUUACAGUUUUUGUUUCUGGUUUUAAAAACAAACUUCUGAUCCUCUUUUCUACUGAUACAAACUAAUGAAACUCACUGAGUGGAACUUUUCCUAAAAGGCCUCUGUAAUGUAUGAUGUUGUAUUUAGAUUAAUGACAGAUUCAUGUCAUCUCAAGUCCUUUACUCACUGAUGAAUACAACACAAUGGGGAAAGAAAUCAAAAGAAAGAAAAAAUUGCUGUGGAAAUAUGUUUGAUCCAAGUUUGGUUGGAGGUAUUUUGCCUCAUGCACCAGUGUCUGAUGUGCUGCUACUGUGUUUAAAUUCUAAAUUCUGCGUGUAUUUAUGGAAUUACCUCAUAUUGUUUUAUGGUCAGGUUAGAAUUUAAGCAGAAAUAGGUGUUGUUUUCAUACUUUAUUGUAUUGUUGUCUUGAUGUUUUAUAAGCUACAGAUUGAUCCAUUUUCAUAAAAAUUCAUAUCCUUCUGCAAAUUAUGAAAUGAAAUUGUAUUUCAAAUGAUUUGUAAAAUAAACGAACUAUAAAAAAUGCAUGGACCAAA
Messenger RNA from Mugil cephalus (flathead mullet), 1945 nucleotides. Its product is annotated as C-type lectin domain family 4 member A-like. NCBI's taxonomy places the organism in Eukaryota, Metazoa, Chordata, Actinopteri, Mugiliformes, Mugilidae. The transcript has 7 exons. The record is from RefSeq and is a predicted model, not a curated record. The coding region runs from base 31 to 894 and encodes 287 amino acids.